CACAUACACCGCCCUGUUCGCCCUGGUCGCGUUUAAAGUCGUCUUGUCUCCUCCUCUCUUUCGAUCGACUUUCCCGGGUAAGCUGGAUCGAUUGUUGAGGCCUGAAUGCGGUGGAGAAUGGACGUGAACACACGCCAAACGCCGCUUUAAUAAAUCUGGGAGUAUAUAUAUUUUUUUCUUUUCUUUUUUUAAAGAAAAUAAAAGGGAAGAAUGGUUUUAUAGUUUGUGCUCGGGGACUGAAUGUGGGCGGAUUUCUGGUUUACAGAGGGAAGAUUUUGAGCAGAUGAGCAGCAGCAGGACUCGGAAUAAAAGGCGGCCUUUUCGCAGAAGCCCUGCGCUCCAGCAUGUAGAUGCCUCUUCCUGUAGUCUUCGCCAAUGAAAAUGGAGGAGACGGCCCUGUCCGGCAUGGACAACAGCAAAAUGGAGGGCAUUGCUCAAGAGAUCCUCUCGGACCUGGUGGAAGACGCCUGUCUGGGGCUUUGCUUCGAAGUUCACCGAGCCGUCAAGCAAGGCUACUUCUUCCUGGAUGACACGGACCAGGAGAGCACGAAGGACUUCGAAAUCGUGGACCAGCCUGGAGUGGACAUCUUCGGCCAGGUGUACAACCAGUGGAAGAACAAGGAGUGUGUGUGUCCCAACUGCAGCCGAAGCAUCGCUGCCUCGCGCUUUGCCCCUCACCUGGAGAAGUGCCUGGGCAUGGGGCGCAACAGCAGCCGCAUCGCCAACCGCAGGCACAAUCAUCUCACGCCUCUCCUCCAUACUCAGGAUAGCCAGCGGCAACAACACGAACAAAUCCGAGAGCGAUCAGGAGGACAACGACGACGUGAACGACAACGACUGGUCCUACGGGGCCGAAAAGAAAGCAAAGAAGAGAAGGGCAGAUAAGAAUCCAAAUUCACCGAGACGAUCCAAGUCACUAAAACACAAAAACGCCAAAGAUCUGUCUUCGUCCUUCAGCUUCGCUGGAUCCUAAGCAGCGCCCGGAGUGAUGGAGACUGGUUUCCACGGCGAGUCGUCCAGAGCGACCUGGUUCAAAGGAUCUGAUCGGCUGCGGUUUUUCCUCCGGUUUACACAAAUUUUUUUUUUAUGUAGUCUGUAUUUUUUGGGGGGGGGGGAUUUUUUUUGCACAACAAAUCGGCGUCCUCGCGCCGAACGUGUCGCCGCGGCCCCUCGGCCCCUGACGGAAACGAUCAGGACGUAUGAGGAGGACGUACGAACGUACUGCAGCAGGAGAAGAAAGUAGGAGAAUGAAGGUUGCUGACAUACUUGUGCUCCUGAUACUGCUGUAACGGUUUUCGGGCGGGAAAAAAUCUAAAUCAAUCUUGAAUGCUGCUUAAUUCAAUUUUUUUUUUUAUACAUGUUUUUGACCCGAAAUCAAGAUUCAGACAGACUGAACUGCUCAGACUAGGAGUAAUUGAUAAUGAAAUAUCUGGCGACUUGAAACACACACAUAUUCCUCUUCAGUGAACGAAUUCUCACGUAUCUUUUUCACGUUUGUUUGUUUGUUUUGGUCAGGUUUUUUUUUUUCUUUUUUCUAUCUGUGUACUCGAUGUUUACAAUGUAAAGGAAUUCUGUGUCUGUGUUGUGACUAUACAUAUAUUUUGACUAUUUGGGGGAAAAUGCUGCUACACUGGCCAUGAGCCACAUGCUAAAUGGCAUGAUACACACGUGCACACACACACACACGUAAUAAACAUGACUUGAUACA
Molecule: messenger RNA, 1708 nt
Organism: Silurus meridionalis
Lineage: Eukaryota; Metazoa; Chordata; Actinopteri; Siluriformes; Siluridae
Gene: atxn7l3b
Product: ataxin 7 like 3b
Exons: 8
Coding region: 376-885 (169 amino acids)
Biological process (GO): positive regulation of DNA-templated transcription; regulation of transcription by RNA polymerase II
Cellular component (GO): SAGA complex; DUBm complex
Molecular function (GO): transcription coactivator activity
Source: RefSeq, a predicted model, not a curated record